CAACGUUCAUGGCUCCCCUCCUUCCUCCAAAUCCUGCUCCUCCCCCUCCUCCUUCCUCAGGUGACAUUUACGACCCAGCUGUCCCUGACUCCCCUGCUCACUCUGCCUCAUCGCACCAGCACCAGCAGCAGCAGCAGCAGCAGCAGCAGCAGCAGCAGGUGCAGCAGCAGGAGCGGAUGGAGCAGCAGCGGCAGCAGCAGCAGCAGCAGCAGCAGCAGGAGAUGCAGCAGCAGCAGCGGAUGGAGCAGCAGCAGCAGCAGCAGCAGGAGAUGCAGCAGCAGCAGCGGAUGGAGCAGCAGCAGCAGCAGCAACCGCAGGCAAUGCAGCAACAGCAGCUGCAGCAGGAGGUGCAGCAGCAGCAGCAGCGGCAGCAACCACAGCAGCAACCUCAUCGGCAUCGCUGCACCACCUCUCCGUUCAUCCUCCCACGCAUCCACACUCGCUCUCAUGGCCCACUCAUAGGCCAUCCAUGGGUCUGAUGCCAGCCUUUUCCUUUGCUC
This is a messenger RNA of Closterium sp. NIES-67, 500 nucleotides long. The record is from the annotation of a GenBank genome assembly. Lineage: Eukaryota; Viridiplantae; Streptophyta; Zygnematophyceae; Desmidiales; Closteriaceae.